Paramuricea clavata is the source of this 3015-nucleotide messenger RNA. The record is from the annotation of a GenBank genome assembly. Lineage: Eukaryota; Metazoa; Cnidaria; Anthozoa; Malacalcyonacea; Plexauridae.
AUUACAGUGGAUCCUCAUGAUCUAUUUGAAAAUAUUCUGAACAUCAAGAAAGCUCAAGUCGUGACGAAAAUAAACGAGCUCGAAAACCCACCUGAGGGCGGCAAGUAUGUGACAUAAAACUCGUUUAGAAAUUGCGGCCAAAAAUCGACACUUGAGUCAAGUCAUUCUAACUGAACAUACAUAGAUUGUACAUACUGCAUGCGUGCACUGAAUAAUAAUGAGGCAAACCACAGAAUUAGUUCACGUUUUUGAUUAAUUAGCAACAAUUUGACAAAAAGAAAAGGCUGAAGCCCCCAAAACAAUAUUAGGUGACUAGAGCAUAAUUUAAUUAAAAACACUUUGUUAUGAAUAAGUCAAAAUAAAGCAAAACAAUGUAUGAUUUUUAUAUUUAACUCAAGGAAAACAGCAGGAAGGCGGAAAGAACAUUAUGUAAUACAGUAUAGGGUUAGAGUGAGGCCUGUUGUUAGAGCUGUGAUUACAAUAAAUCUUAUUAUCUUGCUACAUGAAGUACGCUUGUUUUUGUGAAAAUUCCGGUUGCGGUCUGUUCAAAUUAUUCCAACAUUGUCCAGCAUUGUUGGACUGGACAUUUUUGACAAAGUCAAACCUGAUCCCACAUCUUUCAACAUCACUCGACAUUGUCCAAAAUAAUGUUGAAACACAACCAACAAUGUUGCGUCCAAUAUAGCCUGCGUAGCAGGCGUUUAGUGCGGGCGGGAGAAGAAAGGGCGUCGUUAAAUAAACGCCUGCCCAAAUGCCUAUGAUUAAUUUGUUCUUCUCCGAAGAAUCUUCGGAAAAGCUUCGCAUUGGUUAAUCUCGCUAACGGAAGUAAUUACGUAACUCAAAAUGUCAACAAUAAUUUUGCUCGCGUUGACGCGUUUAUAGUCGCGUAUCAAAAAUAUGCCGCCUGUUAAUGCUUUCGAGGAAACUUUCUUAUAUUUCAAGUAUUUAGGCUUCGAAAUUCAGUUGAACCAGAACAGAGAAAGUAUAUUAUUAAUUUGCUACGUGGUGAAGACGCCGGUUAUCGCGAUUCUUCCUAGGAAUACGGAAAAGUUUGAUCUUUCAAUUAUACAUUUUAAAUAUAUCCUGAAUAUUUCUUUAAUAUAUUUGUCUUGUUAUUUGUUCACUUUAAAGUAUAAUUCAAGACCAGACAGUUGAGGCUAUAUCACUUGGCAUUGCAGCUAUGAAGUUGAAUGACGAUUUUAAAAAUAACAUUUCAAAACAUGCUCAACUGUUAUAUUUGCUAUAUACGGCAAAAUACGUUAAACAACCGUGGUUCAGGAGUCUUUUAAAAGAUAAAAGCUCUGUGCACGUUGUGACUGACUGUUGUCUAAAAUAGCUUCAAAACUCAUUAAUAAUUCAUGAGGAAAACACAAAGAAAAAUCAUAAACGUGUCGUAUCCUUGAUAUGUGAUAGAGAUUUUCCUUGAUUUACAUAAAUUUUAAUGAUUUUUUCUACAUAUACACACCGAAUUUUUUGAAAGCUACUUCGCCAAUGAACGUAUACUAAAUCGAUCGUUUUUGAAGCAAUUUAAAACAUUCGCAGUGCGUGUUUUAUCAGACCAUCUUUAUAUCUGAUAAAACACUCUGCAAAUCUCCGUAGUUGCCGAGCAAAAAGCAUGCAUGAUGCUAAAUAUAAAUCUCGACUAUGAUUGGAUAAUGGGUGAAGGUGCUAAUUACAAAACGUCAAUCAUCCUUAAUGGGCGGAAACAAAUUUGUCAUAGCCAAUUUGGGCAGGCGUUCUCUCUGUACCCGCCCGUCAGCUAAACGCCUGCUACGCAGGCUACGUCCAAUAGUGUGCGACCAACAUGUUGGACUGAUUUGGACGCUUUUUAUCGUCUUGUUUCGCGCACAAUACGGCUUGAGGUUGAGUUAUGAUUGUGGUCAGGAGAAUCAAAAAUAAAUAUAUAUUUUUGCGCAAAACAUUACUAUGUUAUCUCAAUUCAUACAUAAUUGAUACACAAAAAGAAGCUCAUAAUACUUUUGUUUGUGGAAAUACCACGAAAACAAACAAAAAGUAUUAUAUGUUUUAUCGCCAUGCAAACCUACAAAGAACUUAUAAAGAAGCUUGAUUUCAAAUACCGAAAAUUUUGUUGAAUAGCGAGUUUGAGCAAGAGAAUGAUCUGCUUGCAUUAUCUUGCGUAUACUGUUGGGGUCAGCGAUGGUUGUCCCAUGAAGACAGGUUAUACAUUCAUGUAUUAGUGUUCCUAAUUCCACACAAUACAGCGACUCAGACUCAGUAUGCGCACGAUAAUGUGCAGAUGGACAAAAGUUGUCAAGUACGUCUUCGUUUUCAAUUCGUACAUCAGUGCCUUGCUCAAACUCUCUAAUAUUGAACGUGCAAAACCAACUGUACAUUGUACAAGUCGCUUAUUAAGAACCAAAGUACCUGCACUAAAGGACCAAAGUAUUGCGGACAGAACACAAACUCGUGAUUUGUAGUGGUUUUAUACUUUUAUAAUAUAGCGAACGGAUUAAACGUAUUUCUUAAAACCUUAAAUAAUACGUCAAAUGUGUUGACAAUAUUAGUAAAACACUGCAAAUUACAAGUUUAUGGUCACUACUUCAGUACUUUUAUAAUUAGUUCAGAACUUCGGUAUUUUAGUGAGCAACUUGCGAAGUUAUAGCUUUACAAGAUCCACGCCCAAUAUUCCAAAUUUAAAGAAACAUAACGAAGGCCGUCUAAUUAUAACUCUCGGGAGUCUAUAUCGCACAGAACACGCGUGAUAAUUGCAUGUCUACCCUAUACAUGGAUAUUAACAAUAAUUAAAUAUUUUCACUAGGUUUCCUCAACCCCCUGUUGGUGUCAAUGCCUUUUAUGAUCCUCAAUCAAACAAAAUAAGUAAGUAUUGUUAUGUACAUGCAGAAAUUAUUAUUUUUCAAUGAUUGCAUGAUUCUCGAAAAAAAGGUUUUUAUGUACUAUAAAAAUAUAAUAAUUAUAAUAUUCAUGGGUUUUUUCCCAGCUGUUCUGACUGGAAUGCUGAAGGAACCAUUUUAUGGAAGUGAGAGAUUAAAGUAA